CGUACGAUACCGUUCACAGAAAUACCCAGUAUGAAGGAUCAUCGAGGAGGAUGGCUGCGCGCCGUGCUACCUCUGAUAACGUUCCUCUUGCAUCAGACAGAAUGCGCGGCCAAGAACGGAAGAUCUGUAGUGGAGCACCAUCCGUCCUCUUACUGGGAACAACCCUUUAGUCAGCCUUACUUCGACAACACGACAAAGAGGGAGACCACAACCACCGUCGGGCAAUCCGCUUACCUGCACUGCAGGGUGCGCAAUCUUGGCGAUCGUGCGGUCUCAUGGAUCAGGCAGCGAGAUUUGCAUAUCCUCACUGUCGGCAUCCUAACAUACACGAACGAUCAACGUUUUCAAUCGUUGCACAGCGAUGGCAGCGAUGAGUGGACCCUGAAAAUCAGUUCACCGCAAGUGCGAGAUAGCGGAAUCUAUGAAUGCCAGGUCUCGACGGAGCCCAAAAUUAGUCAAGCUUUCAAUUUGAGUGUAGUAGUCUCGAAGGCAAAGAUCAACGGCAAUUCGGAGCUCUACAUCAAAAGCGGAAGCGACAUCAAUCUGACCUGUAUCGUACUGCAAACGCCGGAACCACCAUCCUUCAUCUAUUGGUACAAAGGCGAUAACGUGAUAAACUACAGCCAACGCGGGGGCAUUAGUGUUGUGACAGAAAAGCAAACGCGAACGUCACGUCUUCUGAUCAGCAGAGCGCUGCCAGCCGAUUCCGGCAAUUACACCUGUGCGCCAUCCACAGCCGAGUCAGCUAGCGUUCUUGUCCACGUGCUCAAUGGUGGGUGA
This is a messenger RNA of Atta colombica, 780 nucleotides long. RefSeq names its product hemicentin-1 (gene dpr4). The record is from RefSeq and is a predicted model, not a curated record. Gene Ontology annotation, cellular component: neuron projection membrane. Lineage: Eukaryota; Metazoa; Arthropoda; Insecta; Hymenoptera; Formicidae. Gene Ontology annotation, biological process: synapse organization. The coding region runs from base 31 to 780 and encodes 249 amino acids. The transcript is spliced from 5 exons.